AUGUCAGAAAGCAAGUCAGUGGACAUUGCUCGAGACGCCCAACGGGUGUUUGACGUGCUGCGAAACGGUGGUCUGGCCAUCAUCCCCGCCAACGUUGGAUACGGCCUGGUAGCAUGUGACGCGGAAGCCCUGGACCGACUCUUCACCGUCAAGCGACGCAAACCACACAAGAAACACGCCAUGAUCGGAAGCUUUGCUCUACAAGAAGCCAUCCACGUUCUCCCACCAGAGCGACAGUCUAUGGUGCGGCUACUGACAGUCGACCUCGAUCUCCCGCUCGGCGUCGUCGCCCCGUUCCGUCCAGACCACCCUCUGGUCCGCAAACUCGGGAACGCGACACUGUCGAAGAGCACCGUGGACGAAACUCUGUCGAUGCUAGUCAACGGAGGCGGCUUGCAGGAAGAGCUCUCGCGGCUGACCACCGCAGCCGGACUGCCUCUGAUGGGCUCUUCGGCCAACAUAAGUGGCACAGGGACCAAGGUGGUAGUAGAGGAGAUCGAGCCCGAAGUGCGAGCGGCAGCUAACAUCAUCAUCGACUACGGACGACAACGCUACAGCUACCCGCGGGCAUCAUCGACGAUGAUCGACUUUGGAAGCAUGCGGGUGGAUUCAGAUGUCUGCGGACCCGGGUCCCGCUAUUCUUCCAUCGGGCCAUUUGCUGCCUGA
This is a messenger RNA of Aspergillus campestris IBT 28561, 666 nucleotides long. RefSeq lists its product as uncharacterized. The record is from RefSeq and is a predicted model, not a curated record. Gene Ontology annotation, molecular function: double-stranded RNA binding; nucleotidyltransferase activity; tRNA binding. Gene Ontology annotation, cellular component: cytoplasm. Bases 1 to 666 code for a protein of 221 amino acids. Lineage: Eukaryota; Fungi; Ascomycota; Eurotiomycetes; Eurotiales; Aspergillaceae. Gene Ontology annotation, biological process: regulation of translational fidelity. The transcript has 2 exons.